GUGAGUAGUAGGUACACGUCAUGUGUAAACGCCUGCGUCAUAUUUUGACCUUUUGCUCAUCCUAUGAUUCAUAAAUUUGAUUAUUCUUUGACAUUUGUUCAUACUUCAUGUAAAGUUUAUGAUUCACCGAUAUUUUCGAUUGCACUAUUCAAAUUUUAUUAUCGCUCUCAGUUCUCCACUUUGUGUUAGUGUAACAUUUUUCCUUCGUGAAGUAACGAAAUCAAAAUGAGUUUACAGUGGACAAUCAUAGCUACGUUCUUAUACGCAGAAAUCGCUGCCGUGCUUCUAUUGACCUUACCAAUCGUGAGCCCAUCAAAAUGGCAAAAAUUCUUCAAAUCGAAAUUUCUAGCAUAUAUCAGUGGCCAAGCGUCUAUUUAUUUCCUUGUCCUAAUUGGUGUUUUGAUAUUAUGUCUACUUGAUGCAAUCCGAGAGAUGGUGAAGUAUUCAAAUAUGGAACCGACCGACCAUCAACAUUUGGAUGCCGAAAUGCAAGGUAACAUGCGUCUUUUCCGUGCUCAGAGGAACUUUUUUAUCUCUGGUUUUGCUCUGUUUCUGCUAAUAGUGAUUCGUCGAUUAGUUCAAAUGAUCUCUGAAUUGGCUACACUUUUGGCCCAAGCAGAAGCGAAUUUCCGUCAAGCACAAAGUGCAUCGGCCACCGCCAAAACUCUUCUAGACCAACAAGGAGCUGGUGAUGAGAAGAGCAAGAAAAAAGUGGAAGAGCUCCGGAAUGAAAUUGAUGCUGUAAGGAAGGAGUUGUCUAGAGAAAAGAAAGAUAAGGAAGCAGUUGUAUCACAGGCUGAUAGCAUCAAAAGGGAAUAUGACAGGUUGUCUGAGGAGUUUAGCAAGCUAGAGAAGAAGCUUACUGUAGCUGGUGGUGAUAAGAAAGCUGAUUAAUUAAGUUCUUAAUAUCUUUGGAACAAAAUGCAUGGAAGAAAUGUUUCUAGCCAAAUGGGUCACUAAAAAUACAAAUAUUAAAUGGUUAUUAAAGAUUAUAUGGUUUAGUACACAUAAAUAAAAUAUGUUUUGACAAAUUGCUUAUCAUAAUAUAUAGAAUAUUCAAUUAUUAUUUUUGUAAACUCUAAAUAUGAGAAUAGAUUGCUAUGGGAUCUUUGUAUCAAUGUAUCUUUGGUUGAGUGAAAUAAUAUAGAGUACUAAAAUGUGUAAUGAAUAAAAAUCAUAUAAAUUCAACUAAUAAUUAUUUUUUUCUGUUGGCUACUAACUUAGUAUGAAGAAUAAUUGAUGAAUGUAUUUGAUGUAGUUAUAGCUAUAAAACCUUGUGAUUAUAAGGCUUCGAUGAUGCCUUCGGUAGUUUGUUAUUACAGAAUGUUUAACAAAAAGUUAUGUUCAAUUGUUACUAUUAUGUAAUAGGUUUCAUUUUAUUUGGGCUAGUGUUUUAAAGUCUGAUUUUUAGUUUUACAUGGUAUGUUUGCCUGGUCUGUUUAAUAUAUUAUAUUUCAUAAUAGUUUAUUGGUCAAAAUAAUUAGGUGGUAAGUGUAAACAAAAAAAAAUGUAUUCUCUUGAUAAAUGUUUAGUGUGGAUGGAGGUAAAUUGGUAAUUUAUUUUUGGUAAAAAUUUUUUUUUUAUAUAUUUUGCUUUAGGACCACAAUGAAGUUAGUGUAUCUCUAUAAAAAAUUGUUUAUUUUGCUUUGUGUAUCCUAACCAUCAUUAUAACUAUCUCAACAAUAACUGAAGUUCAUUUCAUCAUGUCAAAAUUUGUUUGAUUUUAAUAAAUAAAAAUGAUUAUCAGAAACUGUUAUUGCUCUAAUUAUUACAAAUACAAGUUAUAUAUUAUAUUGUGUUAUUAUAAUAUAAUACUAAUACUUAAUGAAUUUCAGUUUAUUUACAAUACUGUACUCAUGUAACUAACAUUCAGUGUUUCUCCUUUUUGGUAAUGGUUUUGUUAUUAAAUAUAUUAUAUAAACCAUGUUUUAUUUAACUAACAAUAUCUUAGAUGAUUGAAUUGUAAGUACUGUGAAUAUUCGAAAAUAAACUAUGAAAUGUA
Molecule: messenger RNA, 2002 nt
Organism: Leptidea sinapis
Lineage: Eukaryota; Metazoa; Arthropoda; Insecta; Lepidoptera; Pieridae
Product: B-cell receptor-associated protein 31
Exons: 1
Coding region: 226-894 (222 amino acids)
Biological process (GO): endoplasmic reticulum to Golgi vesicle-mediated transport; intracellular protein transport
Cellular component (GO): endoplasmic reticulum membrane; endoplasmic reticulum
Source: RefSeq, a predicted model, not a curated record